Messenger RNA from Strongyloides ratti, 4440 nucleotides. Its product is annotated as Myosin head, motor domain and Myosin-like IQ motif-containing domain and P-loop containing nucleoside triphosphate hydrolase domain-containing protein. Lineage: Eukaryota; Metazoa; Nematoda; Chromadorea; Rhabditida; Strongyloididae. Gene Ontology annotation, molecular function: ATP binding; actin filament binding; microfilament motor activity. Bases 1 to 4440 code for a protein of 1479 amino acids. The transcript is spliced from 6 exons. Gene Ontology annotation, biological process: vesicle transport along actin filament; actin filament organization. Gene Ontology annotation, cellular component: vesicle; actin cytoskeleton; myosin complex. The record is from RefSeq and is a predicted model, not a curated record.
AUGACAAAAACUGAUAUCAAUAAUUUAAAAAGUUUAUUACUUCCAUCGGAAAAACUUAUAAAAGAAGAGUUAAAUUCUAAUAAUCAUAAUGAAAAAAUAUGGAUUCAUGAUUCACCAUUUAAAUUAUGUACAUUAAUAGAAGAAGGUAAUAAUAAUGAAGUAACAAUUGGUUAUAAAGAUAAUAAUGGUAUUUUUCAAAAGAAAAUUGUCAAAAAGCACUUAACUCAAUCUGUUAGUGCAAAUCAUUAUGUUGAUGAUAUGUGUAACUUAAGUGAACUUAAUGAAGCUUCAGUAAUAGCGUGUUUAAAAGCUCGUUAUGUUAAUGCAAACUUAAUACAUACUUAUUCAGGAUUAUUUUGUGUUUUUAUUAAUCCAUGGACAUCUUCUAUCUCAAAAAUAUACACUAAUGAUGUACAAGAUUUUUAUAAAAAUGAAUUUAAAGUAGAGAAAAUUCUCCCACCACAUAUUUAUUAUGUUGCAAUGUCAGCAUAUGAUGGUAUACUAUCUGGAAAUAAAAAUCAAUCUAUUCUUAUAACAGGUGAAAGUGGGGCUGGAAAAACAGAGAAUACAAAAAAAAUCAUUGAAUAUAUUAUAAGAGCAUCUGAUAGUUCAUCUACUAAAUAUAAUAAAUUACAAAAUGAUUUAAUUAAUAGUAGUAUUGUUUUAGAAGCUUUUGCUAAUGCUUCAACAAUUCAUAAUUCUAACUCAUCAAGAGUAGGAAAAUUUAUUAAACUUGACUUUAAUAAAAAUGGAAAAUUAAAUAAUGCAAAAAUCAAUUGUUAUUUAUUAGAAAAAUCAAGAGUUGUCUUUCAAAAUUCUGGAGAUCGUAAUUUUCAUAUCUUUUAUCAAAUGUUAUCUGGUGCAAUAGAUAUGAAAACUAAAAAAUCAUUAGGAUUAACAAAAUCAUCUAAUGAUUAUGAAUUUUUGUCACAUGGAAAUGUAAAAAAUGAUAAAUAUUUAGAUGACGAAGAAAAUGCACUAACUACAAUCAAAGCUUUAUCAAUAUUAGGUUUUUCUAAAGAGGAUAUAUCGCAAAUAUUUGAAAUUUUAUCUAUAAUAUUAUUUAUGGGAGAAAUAAAAUUUGGUGAAAGAAAAGGUUUAGAUAUGAGUUAUGUUGAAAGUAUGGAAUAUGUUUAUGAAAUUUGUCGUCUUACUAAAAUAGAUAGUUCAAAAUUUGUUGAUGCAAUUACUCAACCAACAUUAAAAAUUGGUGAUAAAUUAAUAAGAAAAAAUCAAAAUUUAAAAAAAACACUUUCAUCAGUUUUUGGUUUAGCAAAAUUAAUAUAUGAAAAAUUAUUUAAUUGGGUUGUUGAAAGAUGUAAUAAUUUAUUUAUAAAUAAUGAUAUUACUUCUAAUUCAACUUCUUUUAUUGGUGUACUUGAUAUGGCAGGAUUUGAAAUAAUGAAUAUUAAUAGUUUUGAACAAUUUUGUAUUAAUUAUACAAAUGAAAGAUUACAACAAUUUUUUAAUCAUUUUAUGUUUAUUAAAGAACAAUCAGAAUAUUUAUCUGAACAAAUUGAGUGGAAUGAGAUGAAUUUUGGUAUAGAUCUACAACCUACAAUAGAUUUAAUAGAAACACCAAUGGGAUUAUUAACAUUAUUACAAGAAGAGUGUAUUGUUCCCAAUGGUAAUGAUAUCUCAUUGUUAGAAAAAUUAACGACAAAACUUGAUGGAGAAAUAUUUCAAAAAGCAAGACAAUCUGUUAAAAAUAAUAAUAAUAGUCAUUUUACUAUAAAACAUUAUGCUGGCAAUGUUAGUUAUAAUAUUGAGGGAUGGGUUGAAAAGAAUAGAGAUACUGUUGAUAAUAAUGUAAUAGAAAUUAUGAAAACUUCAAAUCAUCCUUUAUUAAAAAUAUUUUUUGAUAAUUUUAAAAAUAACAAAAAUAUUAAGACAACAACAACUGUUACAUUAUUAUACCGUGAAUCUUUACAUAAUCUUAUUGAAAUUUUACAUACUACAAAUGCAAAUUUUAUACGUUGUAUUGUUCCAAAUUAUGAAAAAAAUGCAUUUGUAAUGAAUGAAACAUUAGUUUUAAAUCAAUUAAGAUGUAAUGGUGUUCUUGAAGGUAUACGAAUUUGUCAAAGAGGAUAUCCUAAUCGUAUGCCUUUUUGUGAAUUUAUUGAUCGUUACAAAUGUUUAAUUGCAUAUAAUUCAAAAGAAAUUCAAAAUUCUAUUCGUCGACAAGUUGCAUCUAAAAAUAGGGAAGCUGCUACAAUUCUUUGUGAUUUUAUUCCAAUUGAUAUAAAUGGAUAUAAAAUAGGAAGAACAAAAAUAUUUUUAAAAAUUGGAGUAAUAUCAGAACUUGAAAGUUUAAGAAAAAAAUAUUUAUUUGAUUGUAUAUCAAAAAUACAAGCUAUUUGUAGAUGGUAUAAAGAACAACAAAUUUUAAGAAUUAAAUACAAUAAAUGGGAUGCAGUAUUGACAAUUCAAGAUAAUGUUAGAGAAUAUAUUUACACUAAUGAAUGGGAUUGGUGGAAAUUAUUUUUAAAGGUAAAACAAAUAAUUCCUAUGAAACAAAAUGAAAAAAAAAUUAUUGAAUUGAUUGAUAAAAAUAAACAAUUAGAAAAAGAAUUGGAUAAUUUACAUGAAAUAUCAAGUAAGAUAGAAAAUGAAAUGAAAUAUUCUGAGAGGGAAAUAACAAUUCUUCGUGAAGAAUUAGAAUCAAAAGACAUUAGUUUUAAUGAUUUAAAAACAGAAUUUAAAAAUUCUGAAAAAUUACUUAAUUAUAUGAAAAAAAGAUUUGAGGAACAACAAAAUACAUUAGCUAAGAUGCAAAGUGUUUUAAAACAAAAUGAAAAAUUACUAGAUAAUUUAAAUGAAGAAAAAGGAAAUUUAGAAAAAGAAGUUUGUCAAUUAAAAAAAAGAUAUCAUUCUGAACAAACUUUACGCCAAAAAAUAGAAUGUGAGUAUGAGGAAUAUUAUAAAAAAUGUCAAUUGUUAGAAGAAAAACAUGAACAAUUAAUAGAAAAUUCUAAAAAUUAUAUUGAAUGUCUUCAUGAUAUGGAAAGUAAACUUGAUGAACAAAAAGAUUUAUCACAAAAACAAACGAAUGAAAUUGCUGAUUUACAACGAACUAUUGUGGAGUUAAAUAAUAACAUUAACAAAUUAGAAUUAAUGAUUUCUUCAGAAAGAAAUUCAAAAAGAAAAAUAGAAAAUUUGAAAGAUGAUAUGGAGGAACAAUUGGAAGACUUUAAAGAUAAAUUAGAAAGAUUGAAAACAAGAGAAGAAACAUUAAAAGAUCAAUGUAUUGAUAAAGAUAGAAGAAUUGAAAAAUUAGAACAAAAAAUUGAACAAAAAUCAGAUUAUAUGAAUGAAUGUAUAAAUGAAUUAAAAAAAAUGCAUAAAGAAGCACAACAAGAGAUGAAAAAUCAGCUUGAUGAGUAUCGUAGAAAAUGUUGUAAACUUGAACAAGAUAAUCGUACAUUAAAAAUUCGAGUUUCUGAUAUUGAUGAUAUACAUGAAAAGAGUAGUCAUGAAGAUACUGAUUCUUAUAGUAGUUAUAAAAGCAAUAGUCGAUUGGGAUCAAGACAACCAUCACUUCAAAGUAUGUCUUAUCAAAGUAGUACUUCAAAUAUGACUUCAUCAAGAUAUUCAUCACGAAGUUUACUUUUAAGAAGACGUGAAACUGAACCUGAUUUAUUUAUGACAUCAUCAAUGAUGUCAAAUGAAAAUUUAUCAAUAUAUGGAUCAUUAAAUCGUAGUCCAUCUUUCAAUAAUUCAAGAUAUACAUCUAAUGAUAUGGGAAAAGAGAAAAAAAUUUAUAAUCUUGAAAAACAAAUACAAAAUCUUAAUCAAGAAAAUCAAUUAUCAAAACGUGAAUUAGAUGUUUAUAAAACAAACUUGGCAGACAUAGAAAGAAAAAAUCAAAGUUUAAAAAGUCAAAUAAAUAUGUUGACGUCAGAAAACAACAAAUUUAAUGAAAAAGUUGAAAAACAAGAUGAUGAAAUUAUUUCAUUAGAGGAACGUUUAAAGAAAUGUCAAAAAGAAUUAAAUGUAUGGAAACAAAAAUGUGAAGAAAUGAUCAAUGAAUCAAGAAAUGAAAUUCUCAGUGUAAAAAAGAAAAGUGAGGAAAAAUUAAAAGAAGUAUGUCUUGAGUAUAACAAAAAAGUACAAUCAUAUACAAGUAAUGACAAAAAUAGAUUGAAAAUGCAAGAAGAACUUGAAGAAACUCGUGCAUUACUAGAUUCAACAACAGCACAGCUUCAUGAAAUUAAAAAACACAGUAAAUCUCAAUCAAUAUUAGGAGAUAACUGGGAAAAUAAAUAUAGAAAUUGUAUGAUAGAAUUAGAAUCUUUAAGAGAUGAAAAUGCUUCUUUAAAAAAUAAAAUUCGAAGACAAUAUAAAGAAAUUGAAUUAUUAACACAACAAAAUGAAAUAGAAGAAGAAUGUGCAUUAUUUGAAAAAAAAAUCGAUUCAUUUCAAGAACGUGUUCCUUCAUAA